Apodemus sylvaticus (European woodmouse) is the source of this 4643-nucleotide messenger RNA. RefSeq names its product solute carrier family 25 member 36 (gene Slc25a36). The transcript has 7 exons. NCBI's taxonomy places the organism in Eukaryota, Metazoa, Chordata, Mammalia, Rodentia, Muridae. Gene Ontology annotation, molecular function: pyrimidine nucleotide transmembrane transporter activity. The record is from RefSeq and is a predicted model, not a curated record. Gene Ontology annotation, cellular component: mitochondrion. Bases 198 to 1133 code for a protein of 311 amino acids. Gene Ontology annotation, biological process: pyrimidine nucleotide import into mitochondrion.
CUCCUCACGACUCGCGCUGCGCAGUCCGGCGGAGCUCGCUGGAGCAGGAAUCCUACGCAGUGGGUUCGCGGGUGGCCUUCCGCAGCGGCGGCUCCGCCCACUCCCCGGCGUCCCCCUUCUUGGCCCUCGCCGCUGGCCGUGGCGGCCCGCUGGGUCCGCGUCCCGCCUCUGCUCCCGAAGGACAUGCAGAAGAGAGAAUGAGCCAGAGGGACACGCUGGUGCAUCUGUUUGCCGGGGGAUGUGGUGGUACAGUGGGAGCUAUUUUGACAUGUCCACUGGAAGUUGUCAAAACACGGCUGCAGUCAUCUUCUGUGACACUUUAUAUUUCUGAAGUUCAGCUGAACACCAUGGCUGGAGCCAGUGUCAACCGAGUAGUGUCCCCUGGACCCCUUCACUGUCUAAAGGUUAUCUUGGAAAAAGAGGGCCCUCGCUCGUUGUUUAGAGGAUUAGGCCCCAAUUUAGUGGGGGUGGCUCCCUCCAGAGCAAUAUACUUUGCUGCUUAUUCAAACUGCAAGGAAAAGUUGAAUGGUGUUUUUGAUCCCGAUUCUACCCAAGUACACAUGAUCUCAGCUGCAAUGGCAGGUUUUACUGCAAUCACUGCAACCAACCCCAUUUGGCUUAUAAAGACUCGCUUACAGCUUGAUGCAAGGAAUCGUGGGGAAAAGCAAAUGGGUGCUUUUGAAUGUGUUCGUAAAGUGUAUCAGACAGACGGCCUGAGAGGAUUUUACAGGGGCAUGUCUGCCUCCUAUGCCGGCAUAUCAGAGACAGUUAUCCAUUUUGUUAUUUAUGAAAGUAUAAAGCAAAAACUGCUGGAAUGUAAGGCUGCUUCUAUGAUGGAGCCUGAUGAGGAGUCUGUGAAAGAAGCAUCGGAUUUUGUGAGAAUGAUGCUCGCCGCUGCCACCUCAAAAACCUGUGCCACAACCAUAGCGUAUCCACACGAAGUUGUAAGAACAAGACUACGUGAAGAAGGGACAAAAUACAGAUCUUUUUUUCAGACAUUGUCUUUGAUUGUUCAAGAAGAAGGCUAUGGGUCUCUUUACCGCGGUCUAACAACUCAUCUAGUGAGACAGAUUCCAAACACAGCCAUUAUGAUGGCCACCUAUGAACUGGUGGUCUACCUACUCAACGGAUAGCAGCAGGGGCUGCCAUGCUACAGAGCAGGAAGACCAAAAGAUGACAGUGGACCAUGGAAUCUUGAAGCCAGCAUGGUGGACAGAAGACAGUAGUGGGGAAACAUGUAACUGCUAUGGCUGACUGGAAGCUUGGUUUUAGGAAGUAAGGUACCACACCACAUUAACUCUCAGUGAAGAAACCCUGGGCUGCCUCUUAUAGAAUGCUUUGAAAAGCAUUCCUUUCUCGAAAUUGCCAUUUUCUCUACUCUUGUUCACCAGUUCCAGUUUUGUUACUGGUUUAUGACAUUCGGAAUAUAGUGUUAAUUCCAUGAGCAUUUUUGGUUGUUUAAACAAAAUCAUUCCUAAGUAUAUACUGUACUGUAAUUUUCCAAAGAUAGUAGUGACAAUUACAGAUGACUAACUUGAAUUUCUCCUGCAAUACUGUAAAAUAACAAGUAGAUCCUCGGUACCAGUUUCCCAGGAGGGCCUGCCUGUUACAGUGUUUUAAGUUAUUUGACACCCGUAAUCACUGUAUUUUGACAACUAGUGAAAUAGUUAUCUAAAUACUUCAUAUUUUCAACAUUAAAAUGUUUUGGUCACAGCUAAAAGAUAUUCAUCAUAAUAUGGACUUUAACAUAUCAAACACACAUAGUUAAUGGUUGGGACUAUAAAAUAAGCUAGUGGAUACUGACUCAGUGAUGGAGAGAGCAUUCUCAUACCUUCUCCAAUUAUGCAGUGCAGGAAUGGAUGUAAUUUUGAUUCAUAAUGUGAUUAUCACAGUCUUGUACCUACAUAUUAUUUACUUUAAAGUAGAAAACUAACAACUUGAAUUUUUCUACUUGCUUUCACAUUAAGAAUUUUAACCUUUGAAUUAUUUCCACAUCUAUAUAAGUUAUUUGUUGGUAGAGGAAAUGGUAAUUUUCUGUUUUGACCUUUAUAGGCUCCUUGAAGUGAUACUAAUAUUUUAGGACAAUAUAAAUAUUACAGAAAGACAGCCUCAGCUAUCAGAUACAGCGAAUCUUAGUUGGCAGAGAGCCUGUAAACAAGUGCGCUACAUUGGACAAACAUUCUUUAUUUCCCUACAUGCUCUCAUAGAGUCAGGCUAGUUUUAGUUCAUUGUUUUAAAAAGAUACAGUUUUUAAAUUUUGCUUCUGAGUCAGCAGCAUCUUCAAAUACUUUAAUAUAUAUGGCCAUUAGAAAGGUGUUUGCUGCAAUACUAUAGAUUUUCCUAUGAUGUUGCUAUACUGGCAUAUAAAACUUGUACAAUUAAAUUCUACUGUGGUACUCAUCAGUCAGUGUACCUUAACUUUACAUUUUGUGCAAUGGCUUUCUCUUCAGAGUGACUUUGUGAAUGCACUUUGUGGCCUUUUGAGGGGGUAAGAAUUAGGAGAGAAUUCAUGUUAAUUUCUUAAUAUUGUUAUGUAUUAGGCAGAAGCAGUGUUCAUAGUAUUUUUCUGGACUUUAGGUAUAUUUUGGAGAUCUUACAGUAUUUGAAGUGCUGUGGAAUGCCACACUACUAUGGAAAAGCUGCAUGACAUUGAAAGCUUUCUCUGCUGUCACCAGUGAAGGUUAAUUCCCUCUUAAGUUUCUCUCUCACCUUGACUUCCUUGUAAUCAGUAACUGGAUGUUCUUAGGUGCUUAAUUGGAAUUUAAAAUAUUCCGAUUUAUUUGGAGACCAAAGGCAAGUUUAGAUUGUUACCUUUGGAAUUAUUGCAGCUUUGACAUCUAUUACAUGGAAGAUACCAAAAAAUAAAUCCCUACCUGGGGGUUUAAGUUAAAUCUGUAGAGAAGGUCUCAGGCUAUAGUGUUUGCCUCUUCAGGUGCCAUUGAUACUGCCUAAUACAGCGCCAUUUGCUCUGUGAAGGUCCGUAACACGUAAUUAUGUUGAAUGUAGGGCAUGUUCUCCUGUGUCACACAGAUCUCAGAUCAUGAAAACCAGCAGCCAAGGAACAGCUUGUGUUGUCGUAGCAAAUCCACGAUAAGUGUCCUUUCGGGAUGAACAUGUAGUAGUCUGUAUUUUACAAGUAAAACUUGGAUUACCCUCUAGUGCAUUGUACUCAGCUUUUAAAGUCAGCAUGUGAUCUGCAGGGAUGGGGCUUUGGAGUCUUAGUGUUUACUUGUAAAGCAGCUGCUGGAACAGAGUGAGGAGGUCUGUUUCGUUUUUUUCCCUGAGUGUUGUCUACCAUAGUUUACUUUAUGACUGAGAUAAUCCAAAAAGAGAAAACCAUAUAUGUGUUCUAUAUAGUUUGCCUAUGAAGUGUUUCUUUGAAGAUUUUAAUUGUAAUGUUUUUUAAAAGUGCAUACUCAGAGCAUUGGAUGUUUUAAAAACUCGUUUUUAAUCAGAUAAUCUUUUUUAAUGUCUUAAAGAGCUAGGGUGAACUUUGUUAUAUACUUUUGUUGCAGUCUUCUCAGAAAAUUGAACUUAGGGUCGGGCUGGAGCAAUAGCUCCACACAGCCGCAACUGCUGUGCCUCAAAUGCUUGACAUUUGGAUAACCCAGUUGGUGAAGUGCCACCUGCAGUGGGUUGCCAUACAGUGCUUUAAGUUUCCAGGGAACAAGCUACCACCAAACUCCUGGCAUUGGGUUGGGUUAGUUUGGGUUUCUUCUUCAACUUUUAUUUGCUUGUUUUUGUGGUGAUAGGGGCUCUUGUUGCCCAAGAUGACCUUGACUCCUGAUUCUCCUGCCUUUGCUACUAAGUGCCAGCAGUACAGACCUGCCCUCCACGCUCAUGAACUCUGCUCAGUUCUCAUGGUACAGCUGUGUAGAAUCAGCUGACUCUUCAGAGGGGCUUGAGCUAGCUUGUAAUUCUGAAACCAUGACAGCAUUGUUAGGUGACACAGCCUUUGUCUCAUAAACCUGGAUGUCCGCUUGCAGUAGCCUUGUUAGGAUGAGCACAGUUUGGGAUGUUUAGAAGAAUAAAUGUUCGUUUUCUAAAGUUUAAACAUGUUUGGCUUCUAAAAAUCACCGUGAAAUAAUGAUUUCAGUUUGAAGAACUUAAGUGGUAGAAAUCAAUCUCCCCUUUCUCUGAGGACUUUCCUUCAUACUUCUCAGUUCAUGUGCUCUUCUGUCCAAACUGCCAGUCUGACAGGGACCCCUGUGGGGCUGGUGCACAGCUGUCACCCUCCUUUACCGAGACUUUCAACAUUCCUAAGAAGACCGAUGCAUCUGGGUAAAUAAGGCAGAAUUUCACUAUAUAAAAUAAAGAGUGCUCUCUGCCCCCUCACGGACCUUCUCCCCUAUAACUUUGUUUCUCCUUAAUUGCACCUCAAUUUUUAUGCUAUCCAUUUUAGAAACUAAAGGAUAGUUGUGAUCAGUUAUGCUAAACUUUCUGAAUGUACCCCAGUGGAUGUGAAUUACACUAGACCCAUCACUCACAGUGUAGUCAGCUUUGAAAGAGCUGAUGAGUUUUGCCCAUUCAUGCAGUGCUGCUAUUGUUGCAUUUCUGUACAUGGCUGCAAAUUAUGUGCAUUUAUGUUCUGUUUAUGUUAACUAGCUGACUUGUACUUGAAUUAAAAUUCAAAAAAAUUAAAA